This is a messenger RNA of Dermatophagoides pteronyssinus (European house dust mite), 1294 nucleotides long. RefSeq names its product transcription factor IIIA-like. The record is from RefSeq and is a predicted model, not a curated record. NCBI's taxonomy places the organism in Eukaryota, Metazoa, Arthropoda, Arachnida, Sarcoptiformes, Pyroglyphidae. Gene Ontology annotation, cellular component: nucleus. Gene Ontology annotation, biological process: regulation of transcription by RNA polymerase II.
AUUCGAACCGUUCAUUAAUUCUGUUAUACACUGUUAUACACGUGCAGAGAAUUUUGUUUUUCGAUUGAGAUUCUUUUUGGUUUUUCAUUUUUCGUUUUUUAAAUGAAAUUUUUUCCCCGUGUCAUAAUCAAAUCAUGAUUUUAAAUGGUGAUAUUAUUGUACAAAAUAAUAGUGAUAAUGAAAUUGUUAAUAAGAUUCAAAGAAAAGGAAAAAAAUUCAAUUGUCCAUAUGAAGGAUGUGAUGCUUGUUUUGGAAAAAAUAUUCGUCUACAAACACAUAUCCGUAUCCGUCAUACUGGUUAUACACCGUAUGAAUGUCCACAUGAUGAUUGUCAAGCAUCGUUUGCAUGUCAAACCUAUCUAAAUAAACAUUUACGACGACAUGAAAAGGAAACAACAACAAAAUCAUUUCGAAAUAAAUGCCAUAAAUAUUCGUGUAUUGAAUGUCCGGAAUUAUUAUUUCGAAAUAAAACUCAACUAAAACAACAUCAAGCAAAUGUACAUAAUCAAAUGCCAUUUAAAUGUGAACAUUGUGAUCAGGGAUUUAUUUUACGUUCAAAAUUGAAUGCACAUCGUCAUCGUCAUCGUGGCUAUAAAUGUGCACGUGAAAAUUGUGAUUAUCAAACGGAUAGAUGGAGUGAUUUACGUAAACAUUUAGCAAAUGAACAUCGAAAACUUGAAUGUAAUAUCUGUAUGAAAUCAUAUUCAUCAUUAUAUAAUCUACGUUUACAUCGGCAAACAGUUCAUCCGGAUGAAUCAAUCGGACAAAUUGAACCAGAAUUUCAUUGUCCACAUAAUGAUUGUAAUCGAAGUUAUACACGUUUAACAUCUUUACAAACACAUUUACGAACAAAUCAUUGUGAUCCUAAACAUUGUUGUUCGUAUUGUGAUCAAAAAUUUCGUCAUAAAAAAUCAUUGCAAAAACAUUUGGAUCGUUUACAUUCAAACAAUGAUAAUAGUGAUAAUGAUAAUGUGAAACCGGUGGCAGAAAAAAAGACAUCGAAAAUGAAAUUAACUGAAGCUAAAUUGAAUAAAUUACUUCGAAUCAAAUCAUUGUUUGAUGAUAAACAAUCAAUCGAUAUUGAUUGUACCGAAAAUAAUAAUCAAAUCGAUGACAACGAUACAAUCGAUUAUAAUAUUUUAGCCGAAUCGAAUAUUAUGGCCGAUAUGAUGAUCGAACCAAUCAAUAAUAAUGAACGACGAAAAUCUAAACGAAUUAAAAUAAAAUCAAUCAACUGAUUUAUUGAGGAAAACAAAUAAACAACAAUUUUUGACCGAAUGAACUUGAAAUCAUU